AUGAAAAUCAUCGUCAUCGGCGCCGGAAUCUCCGGCCUGGCCACCUACCUGCACCUCCGCAAGCACCUCCCCAGUCCGCGGGGCCACGACGGCUCGGCGCACACAAUCCACAUCUACGAAUCCCACCGCCCGCGCUCCGGCAUGCCCGCCGCCAAUGAUUUCGAUGCACUGUCGUCGUCUACGGCCAUUGUAGGCGGCGGCCUCGGCGUCUCCCCCAACGGCAUGCGCGUGUUGUACGACCUGGACCCGGAUCUGCAUGCCGCUGUCGCGGCGCAGGGGUUUCCGUGCGACCACUUCAUCUUCAUGGGCCGGAAUGGCUGGACGUUGGGGAUGCAGCGGACGAGUGACCGGGGUGGGUUUGAGGGGCCGGAGGGUAGGGCGGAGGUGUGUGUGAGUUCCUCGAGGCACGGGCUGUGGGGGUGUUUGAUGGCCAGGGUGGAGGAGGGGGCCGUGAGGUAUCGGAGGGUGGUUUCGGUAAGGGCGGCUGGGGAAGGGAAGAAGGUGGUGGUGUUUGAGGAUGGAGGAGAGGAGGAGUGUGAUUUGGUGAUUGGGGCGGAUGGAGUCAAGAGCGAGGUAAGGACGGCCUUGUUUGGGGAGGAUGAGGAAGGGGAGUAUAGUCCCCAGUACACCGGGGCCUCGGGAAUUGGCGGCUUCAUCAACGGCCCUCUUCCUCCUCGCGUAGCCGACAACAAAGCCAUGGUCUUCAUCUUUGGCCGUAACGGCUUUUUCGGCUAUGCCAGCGCGUCGCCCGCCGAAGCUGACAACCUCAUGUGGUGGUCGACGUUCGAGACGGACUCGCUCCCGUCCAAGACGAAUCUCGACGCCGAGGAGAUCAAAGCCUCUCUGAGGGAACGUCACCGCACCUGGGCAGACCCCGUGGUGCAGGACAUCAUCUCCAAGGCCGAGGUCGAGACCAUCUACCCGACGUGGGUGCUUCCGAAUCUACCUCAUUACGGCGAGAACAGGAUCGUGUUGGUGGGUGAUGCCGCCCAUGCCAUGAGCCCCACGACCGGCCAGGGCGCGUCCCAGGCGUUGGAGGAUGCCCAGACGCUGUCGUUGCUCCUGGCUGAGACUUUGGGGAGGGCAUACGACACAAGCAGUGAGGAAACGGAAACAGGCGCAGUUGCCCUGGCUCUCAAACUCUUCUACGAGAUCCGCCAGCCGCGAGUUGCGGCCAUUGUCGAACGGGGAAAGAAGAUGGACAAGGGCAAGGGAGAUGUGGGCGUGGUGGCGGAAUACGCCAUGUACUGUCUUCUCUGGGUUGUGCUGCAUUUCCCGUCUAUUGGUAAGGGGUCCACCAAGUUUGACUCGACUCAGUUCGACUCGAGGUAA
This is a messenger RNA of Lasiosphaeria miniovina, 1332 nucleotides long. Its product is annotated as putative extracellular salicylate hydroxylase/monooxygenase. NCBI's taxonomy places the organism in Eukaryota, Fungi, Ascomycota, Sordariomycetes, Sordariales, Lasiosphaeriaceae. Bases 1 to 1332 code for a protein of 443 amino acids. Gene Ontology annotation, molecular function: FAD binding; monooxygenase activity. The transcript has 2 exons. The record is from RefSeq and is a predicted model, not a curated record.